Molecule: messenger RNA, 1835 nt
Organism: Triticum dicoccoides
Lineage: Eukaryota; Viridiplantae; Streptophyta; Magnoliopsida; Poales; Poaceae
Product: FBD-associated F-box protein At5g60610-like
Exons: 3
Coding region: 36-1607 (523 amino acids)
Molecular function (GO): protein binding
Source: RefSeq, a predicted model, not a curated record
CUACCGCCUCCACAGUCCACACCACUUCGCCGGCCAUGUCAAAUCGCCGCGUCUCGCCGCCGGAGCCGUUCAUCGGCGUCAGCAUGGAGCGGUUUGAGGCCAGCCUGGAGAGCGACGGCCUCGGACCCGGGUCGCUGGGGCCCGGCAUGGACAUGGUGAGGACCGUCGUCCAAUGCUCCCUCCCCAUGCCGCCCGUCUCCCCCGCCGCCCCUCUCUCGCUCGCCGGCGCGGCCUGGCUCCCCGGCGGCGCCGACCGCAUCAGCGCCCUCCCCGACCGCCUCCUCCGCGACAUCAUCUCCCGCCUCCCCGCCGCGGACGGCGCGCGCACCGCGGCGCUCGCCUCGCGCUGGCGCCCCCUCUGGCGCUCGGCGCCCCUCGUCGUCGCCGACACCCACUUCCUCCCGCUCGGCGUCGGCGAGGAGGACUCAUCCAGGGUCGCCGACCUCGUCACCCGCGUGCUCGCGGCGCACCCGGGCCCCUUCCGCUGCGUCCACCUCACACGCACCGCCAUGGACGCGCACCGGGGCGAGAUCGCGCGCUGGCUCGACGUCCUCGCCGCCAAGGGCGUCCAAGAGCUCGCCUUUAUCAACCGCCCGUGGCCGCUCGACAUCCGCCUCCCCGCCACGCUCUUCCGCUGCGCCCCCCUCACCCGCCUCUUCCUCAGCGCCUGGAGGCUCCCGGACACGGCCGCCGUCCCGCGCUCCGCCGCCUUCCCCAACCUCCGGGAGCUCGGUCUCUCCCUCGUCGCCGUGGAGGACCGCGACCUCGCCUUCCUGCUCGACAGAAGCCCCGUCCUGGAGAUCCUCACCGUCAUUCUGUCACAGGUCCCGGUGCGCCUCCGCCUCGUCAGCCACAGCGUGCGCUGCGUCCAGCUCUGCUAUUCCAUCGUGGCGGAGGUCUUGGUGGUGGACGCCCCUCGCCUGGAGAGCCUCUUGCAGUCAUGGGGCCUCGGCAGUAAGUCCCAGAGGUGCUGCAGGGUUAAGAUUGGCCAUGCGCCCAAGCUGCGUGUUAUUGGAUACCUUCAGCCAGGAGAGCAUGACUUGGAGAUUGGCAACACCAGUAUCAAGGCUGGGACUAAGUUGACCAUCAGCACCCUUGUCCCGAGUGUCGAGAUCCUGGCCUUGGAACUUAAAUUCCAAGUCCGCAGUGACCUCAAGAAAGUGCCUAACUUCCUCCGAUGUUUUCCCAACAUCGAGACGCUCCAUAUCCAGUCUGAGAAGGCGUGUGAGGAGCCUACCGGCAAGGUCGGUCUCAAGUUUUGGCUGGAGGGCGGUCCUAUAACGUGUAUCCGGCAGCAAUUGAAGAAGUUGAUAUUCCGUGAGUUCCGAGGGUCGACAAAUGAAGUUGCUUUCCUUAAGUUCGUCGCCGAGAAGGCUCGGGUGCUGGAGAAGAUGGUGGUUGUGGUCUACUUGUCUUCGGGGGUUGGCGUGAGUGCCAUGCUGAAGCCUCUGACUUGUGCAAAAUGGGCAAAUGAAGCUUGCAAACUCCAAGUAUACAAGAGCAUAUACAGCGAUGGGUCACGGCCGGUUUAUGGCGUCAGGCUGGCAUCGGAGGUUUUGCCCGCUGACCCUUUUGACUUGAAAGACUAUUAUGAAUCGCUGCUGUAAGGUUAAUAGUUAGUAGCAUUGUUCCUCUGUUAGAAGACAUUCUGGCAGGUACUUAGAUCUGAUUGUUAUCAGACAACCUUUAUCUAUCUAUCUAUCUGCAGUUCAUGUCAUUUCUUUAGCAAGUUGCUUCCGUGAUGUUACAUCACAAAACUUGCGCUAAAUAUGUACCAGUACCAGUAUCCUAGUACAAGGUGUUCCUUGGAAUGUUGGCUGUCUUUAGCUUAUUAU